UCAUCCCAUCCCCACCACCGCUUCCUUCCACCACCUCCGGCCCCCCAAAACGCCAAAACCCAAACCCCACUCCGCGAAGAGGAAGAAGGAGAAGCGGCCGCAAUGCUGGAGUCGGCGAUCCCUGCUCUGCUGAGCACCGUGCACGGCUGGUUCACCCCGGCCGUGCUGUUCGUCGUCCUCAACAUCGUCAUCGGCACCAUCGCCGUCACCUCCAAGGUCGCUGCCGCGUCGGGGAGCAGAGAUGGGGCUGCGGCUGGGUCUGGUGCUGGCGCUGGCGCUGGCGGCGAGAAGCGGGGCCUGUCCCGCGUGCCGUCGAUGGCGCUCGACCGUCUCCGUUCCUUCAACCUGUCCUCCUUCGCCGCCCCCGCCCCGGAGCCCGCGGUGACCGGAGUUCUGGAUCUGGGGCUCGACGAGCAAAUCCCGGCGCUCGAGACGGAUGAUGAGGGCGAGCCUGAGCACGCGCCCAUGGAGAGGAGCAUGUCCGAGGCGGCGGCGGAGGCUGAGCUGCCGCGUCUGCCGGCGCGGCUGCGCAAGUCGGCCAGCGAGAAGUCCGCGUUCGCCCACUUCGUCGCCGAGGAGGACACCGAGACCGUGGAGGCGCGCAGGCCGGCGACAACCAGGGACGCGGGGCGCCGUCGCACCCUCGCUGCGGAGCCCGAGGAGCCUGCUUGGGAGGAGGAGAUAGAGGAGGCCGCAGCAGAGGUGGACGCGCGCGCCGACGACUUCAUCAACAAGUUCCGCCACCAGCUGAAGCUGCAGCGCAUCGACUCCUUCAUCCGCUACAGGGACACGCUCCGCCGCGGUCAGCAGGCAGCCACGGCGGGCGCCGAGCAGUAGAGCGAAUCCGGAGGAAUCCAGGGGCGAGACGCAAGAACGAGAAGAAAUGUGGGGAUGAGGAGGAGACGGUAGUUUCGUCCUUCCUUCCUUCAUUCCCCUUCUGUUUUUGCUCUUUCCUUUCCCGUGGAUGCGAGUAGUAUAAUCUAG
This is a messenger RNA of Brachypodium distachyon (stiff brome), 984 nucleotides long. RefSeq lists its product as uncharacterized. Bases 103 to 837 code for a protein of 244 amino acids. Lineage: Eukaryota; Viridiplantae; Streptophyta; Magnoliopsida; Poales; Poaceae. The record is from RefSeq and is a predicted model, not a curated record. The transcript has a single exon.